Messenger RNA from Talaromyces amestolkiae, 1740 nucleotides. RefSeq lists its product as uncharacterized. Lineage: Eukaryota; Fungi; Ascomycota; Eurotiomycetes; Eurotiales; Trichocomaceae. Gene Ontology annotation, molecular function: sodium:proton antiporter activity. Bases 1 to 1740 code for a protein of 579 amino acids. The transcript has 5 exons. The record is from RefSeq and is a predicted model, not a curated record. Gene Ontology annotation, biological process: sodium ion export across plasma membrane; regulation of membrane potential; proton export across plasma membrane. Gene Ontology annotation, cellular component: plasma membrane.
AUGCCGACGCUUGAAAUUACUAAUUUCAAUAUUGUAUGCUCCGUGCUAGGAGGGUUUAUCACCCUCUUUGGGCUGGUAUCGUAUCUGUUCAAGGAGCGGUUUUAUCUUUCUGAGGCUUUGAUAUCAACGCUGGCAGGCGUUGCAUUCUCGCCUCAUGCAACCAACUUUAUCAAACCGAUGGACUAUGCAAUGGGCUCUCAGGCCAACCUAGACGCCAUCACCAUGUACUUUACCCGUCUCGUGCUGGGUGUCCAGCUAGUCAUUGCAGGUGUCCAACUACCAGGACGUUAUCUACAGACCGAAUGGAAGAGUUUGACUCUUCUGCUCGGUCCCGCAAUGGCUAUCAUGUGGCUUUCGAGCGGAUUACUAAUCUGGGGUCUUGUGCCUAAUAUCUCCUUGAUUCAGGCCCUGGCAAUUGGCGCAUGCGUCACGCCGACCGAUCCAGUCUUGUCCAACUCUAUCGUCAAGGGAAAAUUCGCCGAUAAGAAUAUUCCGCGGCCUUUGCAGAGAAUCAUCAUUGCCGAGUCUGGAGCCAAUGACGGGUUGGGAUACCCGUUUUUAUUCCUGGCGCUUUAUCUGAUGAAGUAUACCCAGGGACCGGGAUUUGAUGGUGGGGGAGGCAAGGCGAUUGCAUUGUGGGUGUAUGAGACGCUGGUUUAUGAGAUUUUGUUGAGUGUAGUGUAUGGUGCGGUGGUGGGAUGGUUGUCUAUGAAGUUGCUUCAUUGGGCGGAGGAGAAGCGAUAUGUCGAUAGGGAGAGUUUUCUUGUUUUUGCGAUUUCGCUCGGUCUAUUCAUCAUGGGUACAUGUGGUUUGAUUGGCACUGAUGAUUUGCUUGCCUGUUUCAUAGCUGGAAACGCAUUCACCCAUGAUGACUGGUUCCGACUCGAAACAAUGGAUGACUCCCUCCAACCUACGAUCGAUAUGCUGCUCAACUUAGCUAUCUUCGUCUGGUUUGGGGCCGUCUGUCCCUGGGCUCAAUUCGCGCAUAACGAUAUUGUUCCUAUUUACCGGUUAGUAGUUUUAGGAAUUCUGAUACUACUAUUCCGUCGUCUACCAAUUGUGUUUGCGAUGCACAAGUACAUUCAUCAAAUUGAACAAAUUUCUCAGGCGCUCUUUGUGGGAUUUUUCGGUCCUAUUGGCGUUGGUGCUAUUUUCUACCUGUCGGUUUGCCGUCAAUUUCUACUGGAGGAAAUGAUUGUCGAUGGAGAAGUACGGGCUGAUGCCGCCAGGACGGCGGAGGUGACUUAUAUCGUGGUUUGGUUUUUGGUUAUCUGUAGUAUUUUCGUGCACGGCCUCAGCGUCCCCCUCGGCAAAGCAGGUUAUCACAUCCCACGCACAAUCUCAACAGCGCUUAGCUCUGCAUCUGGAGAACAAGAAGCGAUUCGGCUUCCCAGCAGUUCUAACACUCACAGCACGGCAACACCACAAUCGCACCGCGGUCUACGCUUUUAUCGAAAGCGAGGCAAAGCGCCGAGUCCACGUGAGCCUCCUCGGAUUGUGUUCCAGAUUGCUGGCUCUCCGCAGCGAGGUGAAGAACAACAGGGAGAUCAGCAGGCGCAACAGCAACGCGAAGGCGUCGAAGGCGCGGCUGCUGCUAAUGUGGGUCCGGAGGAGACGCUGUCGCCGCUGUCGACGCUACCGACUGUACCUACGCCGGUGACAAUUCAUGAGCCCAGGAGACCGAUUAGGUUGAUGAGUGAUGAUGGGCAGGUGACGGAGACGUUGAAUGAUUAUGAAUGA